Molecule: messenger RNA, 2218 nt
Organism: Candoia aspera
Lineage: Eukaryota; Metazoa; Chordata; Lepidosauria; Squamata; Candoiidae
Gene: G6PD
Product: glucose-6-phosphate dehydrogenase
Exons: 14
Coding region: 1-1662 (553 amino acids)
Biological process (GO): glucose metabolic process; pentose-phosphate shunt, oxidative branch
Cellular component (GO): cytosol
Molecular function (GO): glucose-6-phosphate dehydrogenase activity; NADP binding
Source: RefSeq, a predicted model, not a curated record
AUGGGGAGCUGCGCCCGCGGGAGAAGAAGAGCAGCUUCAGCUGGGACUGGGAGCAGUGUGUUAAGCAGCAGGACUUCAGCAGGCCCAGGAAACAAUACUGCCAACAUGAGCCGCCGCCUGCCACUCGCGGAGCUGUCUGAAGCAGACAUCUGUGGGAUGCUCCGUGAAGAGCUUCGCCGGGGGAAUGACUUCCUCAAUUUGGAUACCCACAUCUUCAUCAUCUUUGGUGCCUCGGGUGACCUAGCCAAGAAGAAGAUCUAUCCAACUAUCUGGUGGUUAUAUCGUGAUGGGCUGCUUCCUGACGAUACGUACGUGGUGGGUUAUGCCCGGUCCCAGCUUACAGUUGCCGAUAUCCGCAAACAGAGUCAGCCAUAUCUGAAGGCCAGCCCUGAAGAAGAAAAAAAACUGGAUGAUUUCUUUGCCCGCAAUUCGUACGUCUCAGGCAAAUAUAAUGACCAGGCCUCUUUUGAACAACUAAAUGCUCACCUGAAUGCCCUUCACAAUGGAGAGAAGGCAAACCGUCUCUUCUAUCUGGCCCUCCCACCCAGUGUCUACAAGGAAGUCACUACCCACAUCCAGAAGACUUGCAUGAGCUCUGUUGGCUGGAAUCGGCUCAUUGUGGAAAAGCCAUUUGGCAAGGACUUGGAUAGCUCCAAUGAUCUGUCCAAUCACAUCUCAGCACUUUUUAGAGAAGACCAGAUCUACCGCAUUGACCACUACCUGGGCAAGGAGAUGGUGCAGAACCUGAUGGUGCUCAGAUUUGGAAAUCGGAUAUUUGGCCCCAUCUGGAACCGUGACAAUGUGGCCUGUGUCAUCCUGACUUUCAAAGAGCCAUUUGGCACAGAGGGCCGGGGCGGCUACUUUGAUGACUUUGGCAUUAUUCGGGAUGUUAUGCAGAAUCAUCUUCUUCAGAUGCUCUGUCUGGUAGCCAUGGAGAAACCAACUUCUACCAACUCAGAUGAUGUGCGUGAUGAGAAGGUAAAGGUCCUGAAGUGCAUCUCAGAAGUGAAAUAUGAAGAUGUAGUGCUUGGUCAGUAUGUGGGCAAUCCAUCUGGAAAAGGAGAGGCUCAGAAGGGCUACCUUGAUGACUCCACGGUUCCAGCUGGUUCUACCACCCCUACCUUUGCUGCUGCUGUGUUGUACGUGGACAAUGAAAGGUGGGAUGGAGUACCGUUUGUUUUGCGCUGUGGCAAGGCACUGAAUGAGCGCAAGGCAGAGGUGCGGCUGCAGUUCCGGGAGGUGCCAGGUGACAUCUUCCACCACCAGUGUAAACGCAAUGAACUGGUGAUCCGUGUGCAGCCCAAUGAGGCUGUCUACACCAAGAUGAUGACCAAGAAACCAGGCAUGUUCUUCAACCCAGAAGAAUCUGAGCUGGACCUCACUUACGGCAACCGCUACAAGGAUGUGAAACUCCCAGAUGCUUAUGAGCGCCUCAUCUUGGACGUUUUCUGUGGCAGCCAGAUGCACUUUGUGCGCAGUGACGAGUUGCGAGAGGCCUGGCGUAUAUUCACUCCGCUGCUGCACAAAAUCGAGGCAGAGAAGACAAAGCCAAUUCCCUAUUGCUAUGGCAGCCGUGGCCCUGCAGAGGCUGAUGAAUUGAUGAAGAGAGUUGGAUUUCAGUACGAAGGCACGUACCGGUGGGUCAAUCCUCACAAGUUGUGAAUCCCACCAGCCUCUGCCUCUUGGAAUGGCAACCACAGCUCGACUCCACGCCUCUGCAGAGAAACCAAGCGGGCUGGGCUGGGCUGGGCUGGGCUGGGCUGGACUGGGCUGGGCAGUGGCCUCCCUGUGUCCUACCCAAAGACUGUAACAUGCUCAUCUUGUCUGAGGGAGCUUAGGCAUUGUGCACUCCUCCAGCUUCAAUGGGGUCUCUUCAGUGUGGAGUGAACAGCAUCUCCUUCCACUGCCCUUUUGGUGGGCCCUGCGUAAGAGGUACACUGUUUCUCAAUUCCCUCUGAAGGGCUGGCCUCAGAUAAGCUUACUGUCCCAUUCCAGUUUCUGCUGCUAUACUGGGAAAGCUGCUCAAGGUGCGGGGAAGCUGCAGAGAUUUUUUUCUCCCACACCCCAUCCUCCUUCCUCAUCUACGUAUGCUGCUCUAUCAAUUGCACCAGCUCUGCUUUUACUUGCAACUACUUCUUACAUUCCUGUUCAUUGUCCUGUGGAUUUUGUACAUGAUGCUGUUCUGUAAACGAAAGUUAUUACAAAAGCUCCCUCAUCA